Orbicella faveolata is the source of this 3327-nucleotide messenger RNA. Its product is annotated as calmodulin-binding transcription activator 1-like. Gene Ontology annotation, molecular function: protein binding; double-stranded DNA binding; transcription coregulator activity. The record is from RefSeq and is a predicted model, not a curated record. Gene Ontology annotation, cellular component: nucleus. NCBI's taxonomy places the organism in Eukaryota, Metazoa, Cnidaria, Anthozoa, Scleractinia, Merulinidae. Gene Ontology annotation, biological process: regulation of transcription by RNA polymerase II.
UUGCAUCACAGUGGAUGAACCCUGCCAGAGCACGUGCCAGCCAGCGGUCACUUCACGUGAUAACCACGUGUUCGUCACCAGUCCGCAAAGCUUCUCACAACAUCAGCCUCCAAGAGACAUUUCUAUACUCUCUGUUGUCCCCAUUGUAACGCAUCCGUCAAUGUCCGCUCUAUCGUAUCAGGUACAGAAUUCGCACGGAAACAAAGAGUGCAGCGCUACAAAUGUCACUCCGACAUCUAAUUCUCAUUUUCUUCCAGAAAAUCAUCUGUCGAAUGCGAUUUCGGUCAAUCAGCUCUCUAGAGAGACUAACCAGAACACUGGAAUCCAGUGGAAUUCGGUUUUUGUGAAUCCCCGCGUGGCGGAGCUGGGUAGCAGCCCGUCAAGCGACUAUGGAAGUUACAUGUCUGAUGCAGGCACUCGACUUAGCUUCUCAGGCUCAGAUUCCAUGAGUGGGGGAUUUCCCGCACAAAAUAUCUCCGACUCGGACCGUGGAGUGUUUGACGGCCCGUUUCGCGUCCCGCUUCCCGUGAACCGGGACUCGCAGCAAAAUUUUGGCGAUUCAGUAAAAUGCGAUGAAGGGUUGGCUCAGCGCAGACAAGGAGCGUGGCCGCUGACCGACUGUAGUACGGGAACUUCACAAUCUAGCAACAGUGAUGUAGCGGUUGAUAUGACUGACUUAGCUCAUCUGGACUCGCUCGAGUUUGAUGACAUGUUCGACUGUGAUCUAAGUCAUGUCAUUCCAGAAUGCUUCACUGAUUGCUUGACCUCACCGCCUAAACCAAGUGACAGAGACGUGACAACAACGAGUGCUAACCUUGAAUCGAACUAUACAACUACGUGCACAACUCCGCCAUCCUCUAUUCCGCUCAACCCUUUCACUUCCGCCAGCCAAGCGCAGCUUUCUCAGGCAACAACUUCCGGUAGGUCGUCAACUACGUCUUACGUGUUUGUAAAGCCUGUCAGCCCAGUGAGAAGCGCAGUGGUGACGUCCUGUUUUGUCAACGUCACUAAGAACACGCUUGCGUCACCAUGCGAGACAUCCGUCAGCGAGUCUAGUACCCAGACUUCAGACGGUGGCGGGCGAGACGUGACAGAUUUGUCCGUUACUCGGACAAUUGCACAGUCAACCUCAAACCAAGUUUGCCUUGAUCCUUCGACGGCGCAAAAUUUCCACCAGCAAGCGCCAGCACCCUUGCCAAGCGACUUAAACAACAAUUCUUCUCGCGCACUCACUGCAGGAAAAACCGCUGACGCUUGUUCGCUACAUCCAGGAAACCACGUGGUUCCAGUGUCGGCGCGCAUCACCGACUACUCGCCUGAAUGGUCUUAUCCCGAGGGUGGAGCGAAAGUACUCAUUACUGGCGAGUGGAAGAUGGAGCAAGGCUCGUACACGUGUUUGUUCGAUGGCUGUAGCGUGCCCGCGAUCUUGUAUCAAUCAGGUGUUUUGCGAUGUUUUUGUCCUCCACACGACCCAGGCCUGGUUACACUGCAAGUCGCCUGCAAUGGGUUUAUUGUCAGCAACGCAUGCGUGUUCGAGUAUCGUGCACGUGAUUCGCCCGUGGCGGGCGCUAGCUGUCAUGAGUGGCUUGCCACUGAUAAUGACCGGUUUAAACUGGCUAUUCUUGAUCGCCUGGAGAGAUUAGAAUCCAGGCUUAACUCGGACCAAACGAACCAUUCCGUGAACAACACGCACGGCAAACAAUGUAUGACUUUUGAAGACCGGCUCAUCGCGGCUUGUGAAAUCUUCCAACGAGCUACGAGCUCGGUCAGAAACGCCUCAAAGGGCGAUAAACCAUUUCGAGGAAUGACGCUGCUUCACCUGUCCUCGGCACUGGGUUUCAAGCGAUUGGUCUGUGCGCUGUUGAAGUUAUGGCGGAACAGUGACAGCUCACUUGUCAGAGAGGAAAUGAACCCGCUCAGGAAGGACGAAUUUUCCUGUACGCCGCUGACCUGGGCAUGCGCACUGGGUCAGACAGACACUGCUCUGGUGCUGCUGGAGACUGAACCCAAGGCCUUGUUGGAGCCUGAUGCUCGCGGGCGCAUGCCCCUGCAGUUGGCAAGAGAUAGGGGCUUUCUAGACGUGGUCGAUGUUAUUGAAGACUUCGUCAUGUCUUCUCCAUACAGUCGUUUGAUCAUCGGAGUGGACCAUGAUUCGGAUGGUACACCAUCUCCAAUGGCCUCAUCGUGCGAGGACUCUCCUCAACCAUCUUCCGCGGCCCCUAACACUUGCCCUUUGUUACCGGCCCCUGUGGAUGCAAACAUGGCUGACCGAGCUAGUUCGCCGAUGUUCGUGGACGACGAUGAGGAAGAAGAACCUCAACUGAGCAGAAAACCAGCUAAUACUUUGGCAAAAACCCUGGUGCAGAUACAUUCUAUGAUCAAUGCAGCCGAACAGGAAGCAGAACUAAAUCACCGAUUAUCCGGGCAUUUAUCCCCUCUACACGAGAAUUCUGAACUCGUUACAUCCGGGGUUUGGGGCGCCGCAAUGAGGCUGCGUACCUUUAGCUCGGCCUCGUCUCAGUCCUCCCCUCUCACGCCUUGCUCGUCCAAGUCUUCCCUCUCUCCAGGUUCUCCCGGCUUCCUAAACUCGCCCCAUUCCUCUCCCGCUGGACCAGACACCACCGAAUUUCAGGAGUUUAUCUCGAGCUCUCGUAAGCUGUUAGAAAGAGAUUUCUCUGAUCUUAUGUUGACAGAUCGAGAGCAGUGGGAGCUUUAUGAAGCAGCUAAGAUUAUCCAGAAUGCUUACAGAAAUUACAAGACAAGACGCCAUCAACAGCAACAGGAGAUAGAGGCCGCCAUCUUGAUCCAACAUCAGUAUCGCAGAUACAAAGAGUACAUUUCAUUCAAGAAAAUGACUCGUGCAGCCUUGAUCAUCCAGAGUCAGUAUCGCACGUACCGAGAACACGAGAGAUUCAAGAAAAGCAGGAGAGCGGCAGCCAUCAUUCAGAAUAGCUUCAGAAGUUACAGAGAGAGGCGGCGCUCAUCACAGAGACGACGAGAAGAGAGACUCAGCAAGAGACAAGAAGCACGCUACAUGCAAAAAGCCUCCAAUAGAUCCAAAGACAACACGUGAAGCCAAAUGCAACAACAUAUCGUACGUAUAAGCUUGGUUUUCCUCACGCCUGCCGCAUCUCUGCUAAGGUCAUCCUUUAAAGCAGAUCCGCUGAAUAUUAUUUCAUUUUGGGCCACUUGUCAAAUUUGCACCAUGGUGGAAGCCAGUUGACAACAUCUGGUGUUGUAACGAUGAAUUUGAAUGCUACAGUGGAACCUCAAUUUAACCAACCUCUAUUUAACGAAGUUCUCAAUAUAACGAACGAUAUUCUAUGU